Molecule: messenger RNA, 852 nt
Organism: Abrus precatorius (Indian licorice)
Lineage: Eukaryota; Viridiplantae; Streptophyta; Magnoliopsida; Fabales; Fabaceae
Product: NAD(P)H-quinone oxidoreductase subunit 6, chloroplastic-like
Exons: 2
Coding region: 1-843 (280 amino acids)
Biological process (GO): ATP synthesis coupled electron transport
Molecular function (GO): NADH dehydrogenase (ubiquinone) activity
Source: RefSeq, a predicted model, not a curated record
AUGGAUUUGCCUGAACCGAUACAUGAUUUUCUUUUAGUCUUUCUGGGAUCGGGUCUUAUAUUAGGAAGUCUAGGAGUAAUAUUACUUACCAACCCAAUUUUUUCUGCUUUUUCGUUGGGACUGGUUCUUGUUUGUAUAUCUUUAGUCUAUAUUUUAUCAAACUCCCAUUUUGUAGCUGCAUCGCAGCUACUUAUUUACGUGGGCGCUAUAAAUGUUUUAAUCAUAUUUGCUGUAAUGUUCAUGAAUAGGUCAGAAUAUUACCAAGAUUUUCGUCUUUGGACCAUUGGGGAUGGAAUUACUUUGAUGGUUUGUACAAGUAUUUUUGUUUCACUAAUAACUACUAUUCCAGAUACAUCAUGGUACGGGAUUAUUUGGACUGUGAGACCAAAUCAGAUUAUAGAACAAGAUUUUAUAAGUACUAGUCAACAAAUUGGAAUUCAUUUAUCAACAGAUUUUUUUCUUCCAUUUGAACUCAUUUCCAUAAUUCUUUUAGCUGCUUUGAUAGGUGCAAUUGUUGUGGCUCGCCAGAGUUGGUCAAUGAUGUUCGAGCAUGUACUUAUUUUGAGUGCCUAUUUAUUUUCUAUGGGUAUCUAUGGAUUAAUCACGAGUCGAAAUAUGGUUAGAGCCCUUAUGUGUCUUGAACUUAUACUGAAUGCAGUUAAUAUAAAUUUCGUAACCUUUUCUGAUUUUUUUGAUAGUCGCCAAUUAAAAGGAAAUAUUUUUUCAAUUUUUGUUAUAGCUGUUGCAGCCGCUGAAGCAGCUAUCGGACCUGCUAUUGUUUCCUCAAUUUAUCGUAACAAAAAAUCAACCCGUAUGAAUCAAUUGAAUUUGUUGAAUAAAUAGUAUUGAUUA